AAUCAUCAUCAUCAUCAUCAUCACCAUCAUUGGCAGUGCAUAUAUAUACCAUAUUGCAUCGAAUCGGCACGUCAGGCAGCAACAAUUUCCCCUCAUCACAGCCAUACGCUGCAAAUUGAAUCUAGCCAAAGAUGCCGUCAGAUUUGGCAUAUUGGAUGAUCGCUGUGCCGAUUCAGAGCAAUGAUCCACAUCAGAUGAUGUCUUCAUUGUCAAAGAUCUUACUGAAGGAUAAUCUGACAACAUCCAAUGAACUUGGACCUUUAAGUCUUCCACCAUUCAAGACUGGAACAUUGGAUCAGCUUAUCAAUCUAUCAGAAGAAUUACCUAGAUCUGACAAUCAAUUCACACAAAUUGUUGCAAAAGUUGUCGACACAUUACGAAACUUACUCAACAACGAUGCAGAAGCUUUAGGUCAACAUAUUCAAGUAAACGAACAAAGUAUCGAUGACUACCUACUGUCAUGGUCUUGGAACGGACAGAGAUACAGAACGGAUAGAAGUAUACGUGAGAUUGUCGAUACCCUUACCAAAGAAAUCACUUCGAUCGAUAACGUGAUGAAGAACAAAUUGAAUAGCUAUAACACCGCCAAAGGUCAACUGCAACAGAUACAAAGAAGGCGAAAUGGUAAUCUGUCUACACGGGCUUUGGGAGAUGUUGUUCACAGAAAUGACAUCGUUGAUCCUAAUUCGGAAUAUAUCGAAACCUUGAUCGUUGCCGUCCCAAACAACAAUGUGAAAGAUUGGCAAUCAAGAUACGAACGUUUGACAGAUAUGGUUGUACCAAGAUCAUCAAACAAGCUUGCAUCAGAUGAAGAAUACUCUUUGUUCAAUGUUACUGUUUUCAAGAAAGUCAAGGAAGAAUUUUGCAAUAAAUGCAGAGAAAACAAGUUUGUCAUUCGGGAUUUCCGUUGGGAAGAUGAUCUUGCAGAACAGCAAAAAGCUGAAUUGGACGAAGCAAACGUUUCCGAGAAAGAGCUUUGGACUGAGCUUUUACGUUUAGCACGGACGAAUUUCAGUGAAGCAUAUAUGGUUUUGACGCAUAUCAAAGUGAUUAGAACGUUUGUUGAAAGUGUGUUACGAUUUGGUUUACCGGCAGAAUAUUUUGGCAUCGUUGUCAAACCGAAUCCAAAGAGAACGAAAGCACUUUUGUCUUCUUUGACUUCUCAUUUCUCUUACCUCGAAGCACCAGGAAAGAAAGGAAAAGGAAAUUCAUCAGGCAAUGAUGAUGCACCAGGAGAGUAUGCCGCUUACCUUGAACAGGAACAAUAUCCAUUUGUGUUAACAGAGCAAUUCCUUGUAGCAGCAUAGAAUCAUCUUGAUAGCGCAAAUACAAUUUUUGUACG
Messenger RNA from Meira miltonrushii, 1342 nucleotides. RefSeq names its product ATPase, V1 complex, subunit C. Gene Ontology annotation, cellular component: vacuolar proton-transporting V-type ATPase, V1 domain. Lineage: Eukaryota; Fungi; Basidiomycota; Exobasidiomycetes; Exobasidiales; Brachybasidiaceae. The record is from RefSeq and is a predicted model, not a curated record. The coding region runs from base 132 to 1307 and encodes 391 amino acids. Gene Ontology annotation, molecular function: proton-transporting ATPase activity, rotational mechanism. Gene Ontology annotation, biological process: proton transmembrane transport. The transcript has a single exon.